Molecule: messenger RNA, 2456 nt
Organism: Morus notabilis
Lineage: Eukaryota; Viridiplantae; Streptophyta; Magnoliopsida; Rosales; Moraceae
Product: ABC transporter G family member 14
Exons: 5
Coding region: 176-2176 (666 amino acids)
Cellular component (GO): membrane
Molecular function (GO): ATP hydrolysis activity; ABC-type transporter activity; ATP binding
Source: RefSeq, a predicted model, not a curated record
ACAUAUCCAACUCAUUUUGCAUAUAUAUAUAUGUGUGUGUAUAUAUAUAUAUAUGCAUCUAUGUAUUGAAUGAGAUGUGUAAUGCAUAAACCAGAAUUUGAUUAUAGAGCCGAAGCUGACACAAUCACUACUACUAAUUACUAAUAUUGAUCAGGAAGCUGGUCCUGCUCCGAAGAUGUCUGAACCCACCACAACAACCGCUGCCAAUACUACCACUGCUGAUCCUGUCCUUGCUUAUCCUCUUCAACUCAAUUCACCAUCUCUUCUACAACUCUCCUUGUUCCCCAUUACUCUCAAGUUUGAGGAGGUGGUGUACAAAGUAAAAGUGGAUGAGCUACAUGAGAAAGGUGGGUGGUGCUGGGGCAAUAAUAGUAGUACCAGUGCAUCAUCAUCAUCAUGGCCCUCCACAAGAGAAAAGAGCAUUCUGAAUGGGAUAACAGGCAUGGUUUGCCCAGGAGAGAUAUUAGCCAUGUUGGGCCCAUCCGGCAGUGGCAAAACCACACUCCUCACAGCUCUUGGCGGCCGCCUUUCUGGAAAGUUAUCUGGGAAAAUCACUUACAAUGGCCACCCUUUCUCCGGCACCAUCAAACGCCGCACCGGAUUUGUUGCCCAGGACGACGUCUUGUACCCCCACCUAACCGUCACCGAGACCCUACUCUUCACGGCCAUGCUUAGACUCCCUGAGAGCUUGAGCCGUGAUGAGAAAGCGGGCCACGUGGAUCGCGUGAUCACCGAGCUAGGGCUUACCAGAUGCCGCCACGGCAUGAUCGGAGGCCCUUUGUUCCGGGGAAUAUCGGGAGGGGAGAAGAAGAGGGUGAGCAUAGGUCAAGAAAUGCUAAUAAAUCCAAGCUUGUUGCUUCUAGAUGAGCCGACGUCGGGUUUAGACUCUACGACGGCUCAGUGGAUACUGACCACCUUAAAGAGAUUGGCGAGCGGCGGAAGAACUAUUGUGACCACCAUUCAUCAGCCGUCCAGCCGCCUCUACCAUAUGUUCGACAAAGUAGUCCUUCUCUCCGAGGGAUCUCCAAUCUACAAUGGCCCUGCUUCCACGGCCUUGGACUAUUUUUCCGACAUUGGUUUCUCCGCUUCCAUCACCCUCAACCCCGCCGACCUCUUGCUCGAUCUAGCCAACGGUGUUGGGCCCGAUUUUAAAUACGCAACAGAGCACAGUGAGAGCAUGGAGCAAGAGAAGAAGAAGGUGAGGGAGGCUCUCAUUUCUGCUUAUGACAAGAAUAUCUCUGCGAGGUUGAAAGCUCAGCUUUGUACUUCGGAAGCAGCCACCAAUAAUACCAGUAGUUAUGCAAAAAAAGAUGCUUCUUCAAGUUAUAAAACAGAGAAAGGGGUGGUGAAAGCAGAUGAAUGGUACACAAGCUGGUGGCACCAGUUCAAAGUGUUGUUGCAAAGAGGAAUAAAGGAGAGAAGGUACGAAACAUUCAAUCGGCUCAGGAUUUUCCAAGUCAUAAGCGUGGCAGUCCUCGGUGGUCUCCUCUGGUGGCGCACCCCUACUUCUCACAUUGAAGACCGCAUAGCAUUGCUCUUCUUCUUCUCGGUAUUUUGGGGAUUCUACCCUCUCUACAAUGCGGUAUUCACAUUCCCACAGGAAAGAACAAUGCUGAUGAAGGAACGCUCCUCCGGAAUGUACCGCCUCUCGUCGUAUUUCCUCGCGAAAACGAUCGGAGACCUGCCUCUGGAGCUGGCCCUCCCGACCGCUUUCGUGUUUAUAAUCUACUGGAUGGGGGGCCUAAAAGCCGACCCCAUCACCUUCAUCCUCUCCCUCCUCGUCGUCCUCUACAAUGUCUUGGUCUCCCAAAGCCUAGGCCUCGCCAUCGGCGCCAUCCUUAUGGACAUCAAACAAGCCACCACUUUAGCCUCCGUCACCACACUCGUCUUCCUCAUCGCAGGCGGUUACUAUGUCCAGCAGAUCCCGCCCUUCAUUGUGUGGCUCAAGUACUUGAGCUACAGCUACUAUUGUUACAAACUCUUGCUUGGUGUCCAAUACAACGACGACGAUUAUUAUGAGUGCUCGCCGGGCGUGUGGUGCCCCAUCGCCGACUUCCCGGCAGUCAAAUCCAUGGGGCUGCGCAAUUUGUGGAUGGAUGUGUUCAUUAUGGCCCUCAUGUUGGUUGGUUACCGCUUCCUUGCUUAUCUUGCACUCCAGCGAGUACGGUUAAGGUAAUUUACAUAUAAUAAUAAUUCACUCAUGACCCGAUAUUAUAUUUCAUGAUCAAGAGUUUUUGUACACUAGCAUCUUGUUCCAAUCUCAAUGAGGACUAAUAAUCAUAUCAUGCUGUGAUCAUGAUCAUCACUACUGAGUUAGUUAGGUGGACUAAUUUUGAGUUUUUUUCUUUAACUCUCUCCCUCUAUAUAUAUAAACCCUUGAUCAUGAUGGGUUUUAUUUUUUAUCUAGUAAUUUAGAUUAAUACAAUACAACUUGCAAGUUGUGUUGCCUUUGAGAA